UGGAAAACAUUAGAUUCGUGUUUAGUUAGAUAUCAGCAGUAGUUUUAUUAUUUAGUAUGACCAUGGAGAGAUUUAUUGAUAUGGUUCGACAGCUACCCUGUUUGUGGGACACUAGUUGCCGAGAUUACCGCGACAUGAGAAAGAAAGAGAUCGCUUGGAAAAGAAUUGUCACACAAUUAAAAUGCGAAGAUAUACCCGACGUUAAAACAGCAAAAGCAGAAUGGAAGAAACUGAGAGAUAGUCAUAGAGAUUCUUUAAAAAGAGUGCGAGCAUUGGCUAAUGGACAAGACACAGCAUUGAACAAUAAGUGGAAAUAUGCAGAUAUAAUGGAAUUUCUUUUACCACACAUGAAAACAAGGAAAAGAAGACGUAAUCUUACAAUGUCCAGUGAUGAAAACAAGGAGUCUUCACCAUCACCUUCGGACUCAUUCCUAGAAACACAGCCAUCUACAUCAAACACUGACACAUUAACCUUUAACUCAGAAUCUCACACUAACAAGUUGGACACAUCCUUAGAAAAUGAACAUCUAUAUAGAAAGAGGAAAGUGGAAAAUGAUAUAGGAGAAAUAAUGAUUGAUAUGGAUGGCAGAAAUAAUAGCAAUUAUACUUCAAGCAAACAUCCAUUAGACUCAUUCUUUGAAAGUAUGUGUGAGACCACCAAACAGUUUCCUACUUGGCUGCAAUAUACUGUUAAAAGAAAAAUAUUCAAUGUCAUCUCUGAGGCUGAAGACACAUUUGAAACUUACAAAUCUAGAGAAACAAUAUUUUGAACCUUUUUUUCAAAUGCACCACACCUAGACCCUGUUACAGUAUUUUAACACAUAAAAGCUUGUUACAAAAAGUUUAUCUUCAGCAACUAGCAGCUACCACUGUACUGAUUUCAUAGCUCAUUCAACAUUUCAGAUACUGAAAUAAACAUUCCGUGUCAGCAUAUUGUUUUCUUUUUUAAGACAGGCAUUUAGGUUGCU
Molecule: messenger RNA, 968 nt
Organism: Spodoptera exigua (beet armyworm)
Lineage: Eukaryota; Metazoa; Arthropoda; Insecta; Lepidoptera; Noctuidae
Source: the annotation of a GenBank genome assembly